Messenger RNA from Physcomitrium patens, 2302 nucleotides. Lineage: Eukaryota; Viridiplantae; Streptophyta; Bryopsida; Funariales; Funariaceae. The record is from RefSeq and is a predicted model, not a curated record.
ACAAUUGAAAAGCAUAAUUGUUGUCGAGGAUCGGACGACGCGAUCAUCAGUUAUCCUCCCUGUUUUCAACGACAUCCAUCCAAAUACUCACGAGACAGGUCCGGGACCCCGACUUCACUCACACAAGCGAGGAGAAAGGUGGGGGACGCUUGCCAACCAAGCUGUACCAUUCAUUUGGGUUUGAAGAAGAAAUCGAAGACUGCGACAAUCUGGAGCAGCACCCUCGGUUGCAUCACCAUUGCCAGCCAGUGCUGGCAUGACCUUUUCAUCGUUUUAGGAUUGAAUCGCCUCUCUCUCACUCUCAUUUACCUCCAUCUCCUCGCAUUGCCUCUGCAUUGUAGAAAUCCACCUCCUAUUUGUGGAGUUUUUUUCUCGACCUUUGUUAUAGAUUUUCUAAUUGAGUGCAGCGUGGAUAUGGCGUGCGCCACUGGACCGGUUCUGCACUUCUCUGCGUCGUGGACUGCGUCGACUGUGCUGUCUCUGCGAGCUGGAUGUUAGCGACUACUGGGGAUCUACAAUAAGGUCAAGCAUUUUUAUAUUUCGGUGCUUACAUUUAUGGAGGAUUCCAGCUGAGAUUGUAUGAAUGGUCUCGGUUUGCGUUCUAGGUGGUGCGAAUGCUUAUGAGAGGGUUUCCUUGGGGUGCUCGCAUUGGCGUGCUACCCCAUCACACGUUGUGGGGUGCCGAGCUGUCAUGUCAGCUGAGAACAGCAGGGACGUGUCGCUUGAUUCCUCUGGGUUGAAACAGAAUGAAGGAGAACUGUCUCAUCAAGGUGGGGACGAGCAACGGAGGCGUGUAGGAAGGGGGUCCAAAUUGGUGGGAUCGGGGUCGGCUGUCCCAAAGAAACUCAUUUCUAAUGAAGAACUCUCAAAAUUCGUGGACACUUCGGAUGAAUGGAUAUCCGUGCGAACAGGAAUUCGCAAUCGUCGUGUACUCGGAGAGAACGAGUCAGUUACAUCAUUAUCUGUGGAAGCUUCAAGGAAGGCCCUUGAAAUGGCUAAUGUGAAUCCAGAGGAUGUUGAUUUGUUAUUACUCUGCACAUCUACUCCAGAUGAUCUAUUUGGCAGUGCUCCGCAGGUUCAGAAGCUGCUGGGAUGCCAUAAUGCUUUGGCUUUCGAUUUGACGGCUGCAUGUAGCGGUUUCGUACUCGGACUUGUGACUGCCACUCGCUUUAUUAGGGGAGGAGGAUAUCAAAAUGUGCUCGUGGUGGGUGCUGACGCUCUCUCAAGAUACGUGGAUUGGACGGACAGAGGGACGUGUAUUCUAUUUGGCGAUGCCUCUGGAGCGCUUCUGUUACAGGCUGCAACUGAUGACCAGGACAGCUUGCUUGGAUUCGACCUGCGUAGUGACGGAAAUGGGCAUAAACAUCUGCAUGUAACGAUAGACAAUGUUUUAGAUGAUUCAUCCAGCGGGGCCGAUUCGAAUGGAUCAGCAUUUUUGAAACCACGAAAGGCUUCAUAUGAAUGUCUUCAAAUGAAUGGGAAGGAAGUGUUCAAGUUUGCGGUCCGAGCUGUACCUCAGGUUGUGGAAGGAGCGUUGCAUGAGGCUGGGCUUACUGGAGACAAUGUUGACUGGUUGCUGCUUCACCAGGCCAAUCAGAGGAUUCUUGAUUCAGUUUCUGAUAGGUUACAUAUACCCUCAGAGAAAGUGAUUUCUAACCUAGCUAAUUACGGAAACACCAGUGCAGCCUCCAUACCGUUAGCUCUAGAUGAGGCUGUCCGAAGCGGUAAGGUGAAGGCUGGUGAUGUUGUGGCUACGGCAGGGUUUGGGGCAGGCCUUACGUGGGGAUCAGCUAUUGUUAGGUGGGGUUAGAUGCUAUUUUGGUAAUUUAUUGCAGAUACAACUGUUCACUUGCUAUUGAUUAUUGCCAUAUUGAGUAGGUAAUUGGUAGGAUCCAACAUGAUCGUAGCAGGUCAUAAACUUUAAGGUUUUUUUUGGCUUAGGAUAAGCACAGAGAACCAUAAUUACAGUUAGACACAACAAUCUGGUUGAGGAUCGUGAACAUGAGUUACCUGGAUGGGAGCAUUGCUUUCAAAAGACCAUGAAAUAGUGCAUUUCAGCUCAGCACUACUACUGUGUACAGUAUGCUGGUGUGGUCCAAUAUACAUGUAGACGUGUUUAAGAGCAUAGAUAUCUGGGUUUACUGUGGCCUUGGUAUUCCGUUGGUGCAAAGUAGGACGAGACCUAGUGAGGAAUUUUAUGCGGCAAGGUUCUCUCUGGACUAGCUGUUGAUUUUCAUUGUCGACCUUGAUUUGUAUACUUCAAUUUUUAUGAGCUGUUGGACUUUUAGCACUUUAUUUUUAA